GCAGUUGUCGCUGAAGACAUGACUGAGUUCGAGUGGUCACUUGUGUUGAACAAAGUCAAGUAAGUUUUAGUGAGAGAAGGCGAUGACGUUGCUCUCGUCCCAAGUGAUGAGAUUAGGCAUUGAGCUUGAAGUCAAACUUUGAGCAAUGGAAUCAAAUCAACCUGCGACUCCUCGACGAAGAUCCUCGGGGAUCUUGCGCUCCAUACAUUGGAUGGCUCAAAUUUACGUUUUUGCUUUUGCGCUCUUCGUCACCUUUUUGAUCCCUGACACGGUGUUCUCGUUGAACACGUGUGAUAGCUGGUCAAAGCUUGCCGAAAAAAUGCGUCAUUUCGAAAAUCAUACCGGCCACAUCAAAUGCGAACCCGUGAAUUGUUCAGGUGUAGACUGUGCCGGAUAUCUUCAGGAAAACUUCACGUUGGGUGUCUACAUAGAUCCAUGCCAAUCUCCGACCGGGGUUCAAAUUCACGGGAGUGUCCCCAGUUUACACGGAUACUCCCCUGAAAGUCCGUGGUCUCGAACAUUUUAUGCCAACAAAACAGCUCCUCCGUUUUUCAUCCCUGGCGCUAAACUCAUCAUAGCCGGCGUUGAGAUGGAUGUAUACUUGAUGGUUACUGUGACACGAUAUCCAAAUGCUGCAAUGGACAUCGACUUGACUUUAAAAUCAUGCUACGGCGGGAAAAGCGCAGAAGAGCUUGGAGGCACCGAAAACUGCACAACUGCCGAGACAAUCUUGAAGAGCGGUCCAGUAAAAGUUCCGCCGUGUCUUGUGAAAUCGGGUGAAGCCGAGAUUCACACUGCCACUCUUCAUCAUCUUCCUGUGAUACCUGCGGAUGUGCAAGACUACAAUUCGGGCACGAGUUGGCAGAGCACUCCGCCGCCGCCUCGCGCUACGUCCAUUCCAUCUGUCGCAACCACUGGUGCGUUCACGGAGUACCAGGUGCCCGCGGCGGAGAAGCAGUGGAGCAAGCCUUGCUCUCUCAAAGACCUCCACAACUUCUUUCCGUGCAAAGGGAGCAACGAAGUUUGUGCCCCGGUGCAGAGUAAUUCAUCAGAAGGCGCGUGUUUAUGUAUCGUCGGCUUCGUGAGGACGAAGCAGGGUGAGUGUGCUCCCGUGUCCGAUGGUGACGCGAGGAACAAGGUCAAUGCAAUGGACAGUGAUGAGGAUGACGAGCAGGUGGACAAUAACGGAGCGAAUCCAGCAUCUUCUUCGCAUUAUUCAGGAAACUCGGACGAGGGCCAUGACCCGUCCGAAACAAGUCGUGGAGGUGCAGUAGCUGCAGGAAUCAUCAUUCCCCUCCUGCUGAUUGUCGCAAUCGUUGGGGGUUUCAUGGCGUAUAAACGCGGACUUUGUCCACCGAAAAGCCUGCACCAACCCUUGCGCAUCUCACUCAGCAGAUUCUCAGUCAAUCGGAGCCCAGGCAUGGUGUUGAUCGGCGAUGGGGCCGAUGAAGAGGCCACCGCCUGAACAGCCGUGAGAAAAUCACCUACUUUUCGAAAGACAAGUUCGUUUGUGAAAUGUGUACAUGAAGAUUUCGUUUUCUGCGGGCCUGUGUAGUGUAAACAUUUUUAGAUUUCUAUCGAGAAGCGCUGGUUUUUGUUCGAAUUGUUAAGUGUUUUUUUUUCGGAUAAGGCUAGGUCUGAACAGGGCAUUGAAAGGUGCGUUAAAUUGCUACGUAGCCUUUAGUUUUUAAUUUUUUUUUCGGUUCCGUAUUGCCGGAGUAGGACAAAAAUUUAUUGUUGUUUUCGUGGAUUCAUCGUGGAUUUUGGCUAGUCAUUUUUUAUCGCAAGAACUUGUUUUAAAUAUCUCACUACACGUUCGAAAAAUGGUUUCAGACUCUAAAAGCAAUCUACGUUGCUCUGUGCAUUUCAAAGCAAUUUCGGAUUGCUUCAUUAAUCGGAGACCAGAGAAAAUUAUAAACACUAACUCUAGAUUUUCUUCGUGCGUAUUUUCGUACCAUUUAAGGGAGUAUUUCUUUGCAAAUUUGAAUCUAUCCGAGUUCGAAACUUUUUUGGUUGAGCAUCCGGUAUUUCUUCCUCCAUGGUGGGAGACACAAUAGGUUAUCGCAUUGAUUUGCGCGAUUUCAAAGUCAAUUCGCGUCCCAGGCCUUGGAGUCGGUCUAGAAAAAAGAGUGGAUCAGCCGAGUUACCAAAUUCUCUGGCGAGCCGCCGCUAGAAGACUCUGACGGUUGGGACUUGAAGAGUGAAAAAGGAUAAAGCGCCGAGAUAUUCCUUUAUUAUUAUUUUUUCUUCAGGGAUAAUAAGUUCUUUCAAUUUUUCCAGUUGAAGAUCUGUAGAUUGUUUCGAGUCACCAACAUUUCAAUCGAGAUAGAAAAAUAAGAGUUUUAGUUGAGUGUGAGUUCGCGAAAAUAUUUGACUUCGUUCUAAGAACGUCCGUGUUUUUCUCGUUUUUAUUUGAUCUGCUCGAAACGUGAUGUCUUGUUUCUCUUAUCGUCGGAUGAUGAGUCAUCGGGGCUGAGUUAUAUUGACUGUGGCCUGAGAAUCUUCCGACGCCUUUCCGUUUCCUCUUUUGUCGACUUUUUUUUUUUCUCCCGAACGUGUUGUGAUAUUUGCCUCAAAAGAUUGUAUCGCCGAAGGUUUCUUUUUUUAAAUUUCUUUUGAUAAAAAGAGAUAACAUUGACAACUGUGUUGGGUGGAUCAGGUUGCGGUGUAUUUUGGUCAAGCGAGAAAAACAUUUUUAACGCAAGUGUUGAGAUUUUUUCAUGCUGAAUAAUGUUUUCCCUUUCCGUUUCCUGGUAAUGGAAUUUUUCUGUGGAAAAAAGAAAGUAACCUUGCUCAUAGCACGGUUCGUCGUUAUUGAUUAUCGGGUAUUGAGAGGUAAGCUUUGAAUGCGAGGGAUGCGGUGACCUUUUUAUUUGUUGCGGAAGAAUAAAUCUUGGAUGGGGCCGUCUCAGCUACAAGCUUUUUUUCCGUUAUCAUUGUAUCGAUGGGAUGUGGAGCGCAAAAUAUACCAGGAAAUUCUUGA
Messenger RNA from Notodromas monacha, 2983 nucleotides. NCBI's taxonomy places the organism in Eukaryota, Metazoa, Arthropoda, Ostracoda, Podocopida, Cyprididae. The record is from the annotation of a GenBank genome assembly.